Rhododendron vialii is the source of this 2301-nucleotide messenger RNA. Its product is annotated as putative F-box protein At3g16210. The record is from RefSeq and is a predicted model, not a curated record. The transcript has 2 exons. Lineage: Eukaryota; Viridiplantae; Streptophyta; Magnoliopsida; Ericales; Ericaceae. Gene Ontology annotation, molecular function: protein binding. The coding region runs from base 163 to 1374 and encodes 403 amino acids.
CCAAACACAUCCUUGAUGGUUUAACUUUUAACAUUCUCAACGACCGAUCAUGUGUUUAGAAAUUCCCAUUGAACAGUAAUGUUUCGGCAGUUGGGCAAUUUCGUCAUUCUCAGUUUCUGACCAUCAUCGUUCUUCUCCCUCCUCUGCAAUCGGUCUUCUCUCAUGACUUCGCAAAGGAACAUCCAUCUCUAUACGCACCAUCAAAUGGUGAUCGAAAAGCUGCCCGAAGAUUUGCUCAUGGAGAUUCUGUGCAGGCUUCCGGUGAAGUCAUUGCUUCGAUCCAAGUCCGUCUGCAAAAACUGGUACUCUCUCAUCCAAAACCCUAGCUUCAUUUCCCUCCACCACAAUCGUGCCACCUCUAUCGCGGUCGCUGAAAACACCCACUGCCUCCUCAUUAAGCGAUCCCUCAACGGCGGCGAUGGUGGCAUUGUCUUGUCCUUUGUUCCCAAUGAAACCCCGAUUGAAGAUAUUGAUAUAUCGUCCACUGGUCUAGAUAUUGAAGGUCUCCAACUUUUGGGUCCUUGUAACGGUGUUGUUUGUCUCACCAAACUUGGGUUUAACUCCACCAUCGCGCUAUGCAACCCUUCAAUGAGAGAAUUCAGGGUACUUCCUCAACCUUCUUAUAAAAAAGACUACAUAAUCAACUUGGGAUUUGGGUUUGACCCCUUUAUGAAUGAGUACAAGGUGGUUAAGUUUGGUUACCGGGAUCCAGAUUUUAGGACCCGGGGCAUUGAUGAAAGAGUUGAAAUAUACGACUUAAGUACAGAUUCUUGGAGGGAAGUUGAUGCAGUGUCCCCUGUUGAGUUCGGUUUCCGCUGCUGUUAUGAUUCUUGCACAUCAUGGAAAGGGGAUUUUUACUGGUAUGCGCACUGCUCCGGUGGGGAUGGGGCAAUUAUUGUGUUUCGUAUGACUGAGGAGGUGUUCGAUGACAUGCCCCUACCAGAAGUUUGCUUGUCAGACUAUUCCUGCGAAAGGGAACUUUUCAUUAUGAAUGAUUCCCUUGCCCUGGUUCUUUAUCCAACAGGGUGGACACCUCCAUUGUUGCUUCCAAUGGAGGAUUUUUCAUUGGAGAAGUGCUUUGACAUAUGGGUUAUGGAUGAACAUGGUGGUGAGGUGUCUUGGACUAAAACAUUUACUAUCGGACCCCUCCAGGCACCCAACUUUGCGUUGGGAUUCCGGCAAAAUGGUGAGUUCCUUCUGGAGAGCGGCGGUGGACAGAUGAUGUCAUAUCACCUUGAUACCCGACAAAUAAAGGAGUAUCAAGUGUACGGUCGUUCUCCUCCACAAUGUUUACAAGUUCUUCCGUACACAGAGAGCUUGGUCUCAGUCAAGAGACACGAUGUGCAUGACGGACACGAUGAUUUCCAUCUGUAACUUGAUUAUGGGCUUCCUAUCCUCGUGAUUAAGAUGUUUUUGGUGCUGCACAACGGCCUUAUAAAGCCUUCUAGCCGGUUGUCGCUGUUUACUUUCUGCAAUAGAAAAAUUAAGAAGGUAAAUGACUGCAUGGUUGCCAUCAGCUAUUGAGAGGUCUCCUUGAUGCUUGACAGUAUGCUACCCAAAGGCAUUGAAAACAAAUUGAUAUUUGUUUAGGACUGCGACUGCAUGGAGAGAAAGGAGAGUUUGGAUUUCCAUUGCUUGGAACGUUGGACAAGGAUAGUGGUUUAUAUUAUACCUGUAGUUUACUUGGUUUCUUGGCUAUGUUUCAUAAUCAAGUUAGUCUUUGUCUACAAAUUUGGUAUUUAUCGUAUUCCUGACUUAGCAACUCUUAAUGUUUAGAAACAAGUGGUGGCUCACUAACCACUCACAAGUUGAUUCCGUGAGAAUCUGAUGAAUGCGAAAGUGGCCAAAGUGACCCGAAGCUCACCCCUGCCCCCAGUUCGUGCUAGGCGAGUUCGCAAUGGGAUGGAUCAAGUAGUGUAUUGGCUUGUCUUCCUCUGAAUCGAUUUCGUGGUUUGGUAUUAAAUCCCGUGUGAGCCAAUAUCAUAUCCUCCAAGUGCAAAGCCCUCAGUACUUGGUGGUUAGUAGCGCCCUGGGAACAUCCUAAUAGUAAUCACCACGUAUUUUUAGCGUGGUAUGUGUUACCCACUCAAACAAAUUCGGGCGGAUUAAACUGAAAGUAUUCUCUAGCCUUUAUUAAGUUUUGUUAAUGGGUCCAGUAUAGUUUCUUGUAGUUUUAUUUUCCUCUUGGGAAUUGUGUAACAUGAGAUUUGUUUUGGGCUUCUGUUUGAUUGUAUUAAUCGCAGCCAUUCUUUAACUUUGUACAUUGAUGCGAGAAUGCCAAAUGCAAUCUCUAUUUUCAUC